UUGGAUGCGGUGUCAAAGUCGGUAAGAGCACCAACAUGGCGGGCCCAUCCAAACGUAGCUGGAGAAGUCUGACCGUUUUAAGCGGUUAUAUCGUCCCUAAAGGCGAAGUCCCCAAUGCCCCAGGAGCUGGCGAUAUUGGAGACGACUCAGGAUCAGAUGAUGACGAAGACGGAGAUGUGCAGUGGUUGGAUAUGAACGAAAUCGACGAUGCAAACGCAGGCGUGUCUGUCGCUGUCCCCAAACGGCUCUGCAACCAGCUAGUUCAUGUGAGGGACAAGUCUGGCAGAGUCCACCGUGUGAAGGGGAGGUUCCCUUUGCAGGAUCCCUGGUGGGACCUCAGCGUGGAAUGUCGUGCAAGCGGAGGAAACAUGUACUUGACGACCGGCUAUCCUGAGUACCGACUCAACAUGAACCCUUCCAUACAUCUAAUCCUACUCUUCCUGAAGAAAUGUGAAGUCCAUGAGGACCACGUCAAAGACUUUCACGACACACUACAGAGAGAGCCAUCACUCCAGGGGACUACACUGAACUUCCAGAACCUGCGGGAAGUAGUGGAACAGUAUGGCUCUUUAAAUGAGACUACGCAGGCAGUGUCUGGUCAAAUGCUUAAACACAUAGAGUCUGUGGGUGGAGAGGAGGCUAAGGCACUAUUGGCCCCCUCUUGGCUGCGCUAUGGCCCCAAACUGCUGCCCAGGAGGUUCUACGGACUGCUCAUGUCAAAAGAAGAAAGGCUGAAAGUCCUGGAGACAGUGACUGCACAGGAGCCAUGGAAGCUUGGCUUUGGGCCGAUCAUGUACUGGGAGCACAGAUUUAUCGGCUGUGAGGCGACGCUAGAUGCCUUCAAGCACUGCAACCUCCUGGAGAGGUUUCCUCCCACAGAGAAGGAUGCCAUCUACAUCUACGACUUCAUCAAGUCAAAGUGCCGCAGGGAGGGACACACGUUCGUAUACGAGAAAACCCUCCACCGGCGGACUUUCAGAGACCACAAUAUCGUAAACAGGGUCAAAGCCUUGAAGUUUCUGGAGGACAACAGGGUCACAGUUCAGCUAGAGGGAAAAGUUUCCCUGAAGAGGUACUAUGACUAUGAGUGCAAUAUCAAAGAUGGUAUUGAGGCACUUCUUCAUAGAGACAAGGAAAGCAAGUGGGUGAUAAACUCUGACAGGCUUCAAGGAGUCUUUGGAGAAGAUGAAGACCAGAAGAAGGCGUCCGAUCUGAUCUGCAAGAAUCCCGUAACUGUCAUGUCAGGGAAAGGAGGGUGUGGGAAGACCUACGUGGUCAGUAAAGUGUUCAAAGAGGCACACAAGCAAAUUCUUAGGGAGGAAGCAGCAGCUAAGCGUGAUGAAGAGCGUCUGAAUAGGAGCCUAGACUCUACUAUGGACGGUCUGUCAGGGCAGGAAAACAUGGAGAGCAGCCAGGAGGACACUGGAUGUGAAGGCACACCAGGUAGAAAAUCAGGAGGCACAAGCUUAAGGGGUACAUCUCUGCAUGCUGCAUGCCGGAGUCCAGCCAGAAAGGAAGAGGAAGAUGAAUCCAUCGGAGCAAUCCUACUGACUGCUCCCACAGGAAAGGCCGCUCACCUCCUCGGGAAACGUACAGGCCUGAAAGCGUACACGCUACAUCAAGUCAUCUGGUCCUACAGGCACAAGAAACGUGACUGUAAGUGGAGUUUCAGGGACGUGCGAGCGUUGGUAGUUGACGAGAGCAGUCUUGUGUCUGUACAGACCUUUUCUACCCUGUUUUGGAUCCUCCUGGAACAUGCCAGCCUACAGAAGCUGGUGUUACUGGGUGAUGUCGACCAGCUGCCUUCUAUAGAACCUGGGAACUUCCUCACAGACAUGUACCAUUCCCUGGCUCCCAUUGGCUGGAGUAUCAAGCUGAGGACCAAUCACAGAUCAGAGUCCAAGUUGAUUGUGGACAAUGCAACACUGAUUUCACAACAGAGACUCCCACAGUUUGAUCCAGAAAGGAAUUUUCACCAAGUCAGAGUGGACAGGGAAGACAUGUUAAGCAGUGCCGUGACUCGUCUUUUGCAGAAUGGCUGUGCAAACGACCACAAGACUUCACAGUUUGUUGCCUUUAGAAGGAAGGACUGCAACAUCAUCAAUGAAGUCUGCUGCAAGCACUACUCUGCACACACCAUAAAGAAUCACAAGAACCGUAGCUGGUUUCAGGUAGGAGACAAGGUGUGCUGUACAAAAAAUGCCAAUGUCAGUAUUUUUGUCGAUUACAUGGCAAAAGCAACAGAUGACAAAGAGGAAGAAAAAGACAAAGAUGAAGAAAAUGAUGAGGAAAAGGAGAAGAAAGUGAGAAAAGUGAAGAAAUCUAGUGACACUGUCAGAUUGUGCAAUGGGGAGAUCUUCUUCAUCAUAGAGGACAGGACUAUCACAGAGAAAGGCAAGACAAGACGUUGGCUGACCUUGGAUGACCUUGAGAGGCAAAUCCAGGUUGACUACGGUGAGGUCAAGAACAAAGGAGGACUGAAGCACGCCUGGGCGAGAACUAUUCACACUUACCAGGGUUCUGAGUCAGACACGGUGCUGUACGUUGUGGGGACCCCCACGCGCCAUCAGAACUGGCAGCACGUGUACACGGCGGUGACACGGGGCAGGAAGGAGGUGUAUGUGGUGACAUCUCCCAGCGCUCUCAGCCAGUCUGUCCGGACCCUGCCCAUCUUCAGGAACACUCACCUGCGCAAUUUCCUCGUAAAGGUGUUGGAUCCCUGGAGGCCUCCUUCAGCUAGAGGAGUUUUUGGUACCCAACCCCAGGCUAGAGGUCCUGUUACAGCACUGGACCUGUGCACAGGUAGAGACAGUGGUGCAGGGCCCAGCACUGCAGCAGACCAUGGAGAAAUGGGGAAGUUCACUGCCAUUUCAGCACCAGGGACAGUUCUGGGGGAACGGCAAGGAACACCCAGAGUCAAGGCUGUGGAAGCUGAUAGUCCCUUUACCAGCCCUACGCCAGCAAAGAAGAGAAGAGCAUCCUCUGAAAGCUUUGCUAAAGAGACCCCUGGCAACAACAGCCGGAACAGCAGCGAGCAAUGGUCAGACUGGGGAGGCAGUUUUGUGGAAGAAGUCCUGGAGGCUGAAGUCAGGCUUUCUCAGCAACACGAAGGGCAAAGAUCAAGCUCAGUUGUCACACAACAUUGUGACAGUUCAUCAGAAAGCAAUUUUGUGGAACUAGAUAAUGAGGAGUUCACAGACAGUGAGAUGUGGAGGAUUGGGGAAGCAGAAGAUGGACAAGUUGUUGAUCUCCCAAUGACAGAACUGCACGAAUCGAAAACAACAAAGAAUUCUUCAGAAAAUGAGUGCACUACAUUUGAGGGCCAAGUAAGUGGUCGGCAUGGCAAUGACAGUCCAGACAUGUUUGCAGAACCUGAAAACCCAGACAGGAGUUUUCACUCAGAAAAUAAAGAAGCCAAUGGCAGUGGUUUGGGAACUACAAGUCAGGCUGAUCACACAAAUACAAACACUCAGAUGAGUAUGGAGGGUGUGAAGAGUUCUGGAGUUAGCCCAGGAAGCCCAGAGAUUCCAAUCAUCAGGAUUCCAAAAACUUCAAGGCUUACAAGAUUCAAAGGAUCUCGCCGCUCACGCUACAAACAUGUAGAUGGUGAUAAAACACAACCUGGUAAGAGCACUGUGCAAAGGGAGUCUGCUCGUGGGUUGUCUACACCUGCAGUACCAGAAAGAACCACUAGUAGUGCUGUUGAACAACUACAACAGCCAUCAAGAAGUCCCCCCACUCUACCAUCAGCAGGGGGCAACAGUGUGACAUCACCAAAGCGAAUACUAUCUGAGAAAGACAAGGCAUUACCACCCAGCACUCCUACAAAGGUACAGAGAACUGACACUUCCAGCAGCAGCCUCCUGCAGUCUCCUCCAUCCAACAACUUGAGUCAGUUAAGCCUGGAAAGCCCCAACAGGCCCUGAAU
Messenger RNA from Branchiostoma belcheri (Belcher's lancelet), 3928 nucleotides. Its product is annotated as DNA helicase B-like. NCBI's taxonomy places the organism in Eukaryota, Metazoa, Chordata, Leptocardii, Amphioxiformes, Branchiostomatidae. The transcript is spliced from 13 exons. The record is from RefSeq and is a predicted model, not a curated record. The coding region runs from base 36 to 3926 and encodes 1296 amino acids.